This is a messenger RNA of Chara braunii, 1428 nucleotides long. Lineage: Eukaryota; Viridiplantae; Streptophyta; Charophyceae; Charales; Characeae. The record is from the annotation of a GenBank genome assembly.
GUUAGAGUCUACGUGGUGAGGAGUGGAAUCAUCCUGAUUGUGCACCUAUCACCAUGGUUGAGACCCGUACUGGGUUAGAGACUAAUCCCUAUAGUCAGGAGCAGCAAGAAAAAAUGGCUGCCUUAGUCAGAGAGAACAGGGAGAGGAAAGAGCGUGAGAAGCAAGCGACGCUAAAGGCUAUCGCAGACGAACAGGCGGCGAAGAUGAAGAGAUUGGAGGAGGAGAUGAAAGUACAACAAGAGGAGGAAGAAAGAAGAAAAGCUGCUGAAGCAGAAGCGGCAGCAGAGGAAGAGAAAGAGAGGAUGAGGAUUGAGAGUGGAGAAGGGAGUAGUGGUGGUACGAUGACGAGGGAGACAGAUACAGGGCUGGAGAAGACGAUUAGCGAGUGGGUUGCUAAUUUAUCGUUGGGAGAAGACGAGGAGGCGAAGUCCUAUGUGACUAAGGAUGAGAAGGCUGCGCUGGCCGCCGAGCUAGCAGCCAUGACAGACCUGAUGGAACGAAGAGAGAGGGAAGACGAGCAAAAGUUAGCAUGGAAGUUGAGAAUGAAGAGGGAGAAGAAGAGGAGGAGAGAGGAAGUGAACAAGAUGACCGCAACAGUGGCAAAGGUGCAGGAGUGUAGAGCGGAGGACCUGGAGAAGGGGAAGAAGUGGAAAGAUCGUACCAUCUCGGGCCAAGUCAAGGCCAAGGAUCACUUGAUCCUGACAUUAGAGGAGGGUGGUACAGAAGAGGUCCCAUAUGAUCAGAUUGAGUGGGGCCUAGGGGAGGAGUACAGUUGUGUAGGGCAGGGGAGGUCUUACGCUGCUGUCGCGGCCGGAGGGAGGCCGCAAGGUAGAGGAGGAGGCCAGGGCCAAAGGGGCCAGGCCAUGGGAGGCCGAGGACCGGGCGCACAGAGGGUUGGCGGACAGGGAAACCGCCAAGCGGGAGGCAGGGGUCAAGGUCCCCCGUCAAAUCGCCAGGGUAACCGGUCCCCACAGCGAGGAGGUGGAAGGGCACCUCAAGGAGGAUGGCAUCCAGGCUUGCAGCAGGGCAGGCCCUGGGAAGACUUGGGCUUGGACCGGCAAUUAUGGCAGGAACGCGUGAACAUGGGUCAGUGCGUAUUCUGUGGUGACCCGGCGCACGUUAUCAAAUUUUGUCCAAAGUAUAGACAGGCCCGUUGGGCUGCUCAACAGUCAAAAGGUAGCCGCCAGUAGGGGUUGCAACUGCCCCUACUUCAAGGCCAUGUGGAGAAGUGAGCGCGCGCGAACAGGACACUCCCAACCCACAUGAGCCUAUGGCAGAGGUUACAGGCCCGUGCCUAGAUAGUUGUCCAGAGACCGCCUGUGUAAGCGUCUCUUUAGGCACGUCCCUCACAGGUGUGGCAUAAAAAUUAAAGGAGAGGAUGCCAGCCUGGGCCAAAAUGAAGAAGGAGAGUAAAGGACAACUGAUUUU